AUGAUCUCAGAUUUUAUCAUCAAGUUCUUCAAAUUAGAUGGGAUGUUUACUGAAGAGGAGAUCAUGAAGUGCUGUGGUAUUAUUCAGAUUAACGGACACGAGGUCCCACUCAUGGAGCCAGACUACGUAGCGGUGUUUGACCGUAUCUCCAUGGCCGAGCAUAACUGCAGUGCCAACUGCAACAAGAGUUUCACGUCUACAGGGGAAAUCAUCCUGAGUGCUGGUGUAGACAUCGCAGCAGGUUCCCACAUAUCGGUGUGCUACACAGAUUCGCUGUGGGGCACGGAGGCACGUCGGCAUCACCUUGCCGACUCCAAGUUCUUCGAGUGUACAUGCCGACGCUGCUCCGACGUUACCGAGUUCGGCACCAUGUUUAGCGCGGUCAAGUGUAAACAGAAGGACUGCAAGGGUUAUUUACUUCCUGACACAUUUAUUCUCCCCAUCCUGCACAAAACUAAAUCACCGGACCCAAAUACAAGGGGUUUGGACAAAAAGUUCUGGAAAUGCAACAGCUGCCAAGACGCCGUGUCUGAUGCUGUCAUCCAGCAGCUUCUGCAAGACAUAGGGCAGGAGUUGAACGUUAUGCCCAAAGGAGACGCUGAUGCCUGCGAGAGGUUCGUCGACCAUUGCUCCAGCUAUCUGCAUCCCUCGCAUUUCUAUAUGACUGAUGUAAGCCUGGCGCUGGCCCAGAUGAUCGGCCAGGACACGCUGGGCCUAGCAGCGGUCAGCGACGAAAGGCUUCUCCUCAAAACGCAGCUCUGCAAGAAAAUCGCUGACUUACUGGAAACCUUAGCUCCUGCUGAAAAUAGACUUCGAGGUUCCUUGCUAUUUGAACUGCACGCCGCGGUAGCAGAGACCGGAAGAAGGAAGUCUUUGACGGAUGGUCCGAUGGUUCUACUUGGAUAUGUAACCGAGUCGCGUAAGAUCCUCCAGGAGUCCGCGGCGCUGUUACGUCACGAACCACCAGAAUUGCCAGAAGGGCAAUUGUCUCGCCAGGCCAAGAUUAACUUAGUUCAGAUGGACGAGCUCAUUAGGAACCUUUCAUCGGCUCUACCAUCUCCUUUAUGA
Molecule: messenger RNA, 1068 nt
Organism: Parnassius mnemosyne (clouded apollo)
Lineage: Eukaryota; Metazoa; Arthropoda; Insecta; Lepidoptera; Papilionidae
Source: the annotation of a GenBank genome assembly